Molecule: messenger RNA, 3112 nt
Organism: Tinamus guttatus (white-throated tinamou)
Lineage: Eukaryota; Metazoa; Chordata; Aves; Tinamiformes; Tinamidae
Source: RefSeq, a predicted model, not a curated record
AUGUCAUUUUGUUUUGAGGCAGAUAGGCUGGGGCCUCCUGUAGAUAUACUACUGGAUUCACUGAAUUGCACAGCUUUCAGCGUGCAAUGGAGAAUGCCAAAGCAACAUGCAAGCACCGUCACAGGAUAUACAGUCUUUUACGCGGAGGUUGAAGAGGGCAAAACAGUCAAACCACUUUCCCAUGACGUUCCCCUGAGUCUGGAUAUGCUUAGCAUGGGUCAUCUUGAAGGACAAGCAGUUUUUGAAGUUGUUAUUGGUGAUUUAAAACCGGGCACUACACAUCGUGUUAGUGUUGGAGCAUAUGGUUGGGCAGGAAAAGGAAGACCCAGCAUACCCAGACACGUAACCACCUUAUCUCCAGGUAAGUGCAUGCCCCCUGCACCACCCUACCAGCCCCAGAUUGUUGUUGUUUCUGAUUCCGAAGUCGCACUGUCCUGGAAACCUGGAGUCAGUGAAGGAAGUUCUCCAAGCCAGUACUAUAUGGUGGAAUUUAUCAGGCCAGAUCUUGACAGCAAUUGGACAGUAAUAAGGGAGCAGAUCCAGAUGGAGUCCAUGGUUCUCAAGGGGCUUCUCCCAAAUACCAAAUAUCAGUUUGCCAUUCGAGCAGCAAAUUCCUAUGGAUCCAGCCUCCCCAGCACACCAAGCGAUGUCGUCCGCACAUUCAGCUCUGAAGAACUAGGAAGUGGAAGCUAUGGGCAUCGAUAUGUCACAGGCACAUUAAUUGGUGAUGAUGAAGGUUUUGAUAUUGAUGAUUCAGACUAUGACAUUUACAUAGAAGAGUUCAGACCACUCCCUGCUAUUAAAGGAGGCAACAGAAAAUUUCUCGUUGAAACCAAGGUUACUCCAGGGUCCAGUUCAAGGCUCCUUUCGAGGCUCCUUACAACCACCUCAGAACCCACGACAUCCACUCCUACAACCACACGACCUGUCCCUUCUACCACGCUGAAGACUACUACAACUAGGACAUUGAGGAGGAACAGUGUGUCUUCAGUAGCACGCUUCUUUGAUCUGUCCUGUGAUGAGACCAUCUGUUCUACAGACAGCUUCUGUGUCAAUGACUAUGACCGAGGUGGCUCACGUUGUCACUGUAACUUGGGAAAAGGAGGAGAUGCUUGCACAGAAGAUAUUAUUAUCCAGUAUCCUCAGUUCUCUGGUUACUCAUAUAUCACCUUUGAACCACUGAAAAACUCCUAUCAGACAUUUCAAAUUACCCUUGAAUUUAGGGCAGAAUCAGAAGAUGGUUUGCUGCUGUACUGUGGAGAAAAUGAACAUGGUCGUGGUGAUUUUAUGUCAUUAGCAAUUAUCCGACGCAACCUCCAGUUCAGGUUCAACUGUGGCACUGGAGUUGCAACCAUAACAAGUGAAAACAAAAUCAAACUGGGAAACUGGCAUAGUGUCACGGUGUUCAGAGAUGGGGUGAACGGCUGGCUCAAGAUGGACAAUGAUGCUCCAGUCACAGGCAAAUCUCAGGGCCAAUAUAGUAAAAUUACAUUCCGGACUCCGUUCUACGUUGGUGGUGCCCCCAGCGUGUAUUGGCUGGUCAGAGCAGCUGGCACCAACCGUGGCUUCCAGGGCUGCGUUCAAAGCCUCAGUGUCAAUGGGAAGGUCGUUGAUAUGAGACCCUGGCCACUGGGGAGAGCACUAAGCGGAGCUGAUGUAGGUGAAUGUAGCAGUGGAAUUUGUGAUGAAGCUUCCUGUAUCAACAGUGGUACCUGUACUGCAAGCAAAGCUGAUUCCUAUAUUUGCCUUUGCCCUCUUGGAUUUAAAGGCCAUCACUGUGAAGAAGCAAUCACCUUGGCUAUACCUCAGUUCAACGAAUCCCUGAUGUCAUUUGCUAGCACACCCUGGCCCUUGGAACCCCAGAACUACCUUUCCUUCAUGGAGUUUGAGGUGACAUUUCGUCCAGAUGUAGAGAGCGGUGUCCUUUUGUAUAGCUACGACUCACGCAGCAAGGACUUCCUCUCCAUUAACAUGGUGGCUGGUUAUGUGGAGUUCAGGUUCGACUGCGGCUCAGGAACGGCUGUCAUCAGGAGUGAAGAACCUGUCAGUUUGGGUCAAUGGCAUGAGAUACGAGUGUCUCGCACAGCGAAGAAUGGUAUCCUACAGGUGGAUAAACAAAAGCCAGUGGAAGGGAUGGCAGAGGGGGCUUUCACACAGAUUAAAUGCAGCUCUGAUAUAUUUAUUGGUGGAGUCCCUAAUUACGAUACUGUGAAGAAGAACUCGGGAAUCCUGAGGCCUUUCAGUGGGAGCAUCCAGAAGAUUAUCUUGAAUGACCGGGCAAUAGACAUGAAACAGGAUUUCACUUUUGGAAUCAACUUAGAAAAUGCUGCCCAUCCCUGCCUGAGCUCCCUGUGUGCAAAUGGAGGCAGCUGUGUUCCCAAAAAGGACACCUACAAAUGUGAUUGCCCUCUAGGCUUUGAUGGGCAGCACUGCCAAAAAGAGUGUGGAAAUUACUGCCUAAACAGCAUUACAGAAGCAAUUGAAAUCCCACAGUUUAUUGGUCGCAGUUACCUCACAUAUGAUAAUCCAGAUAUCUUGAAAAGGGUAUCAGGAUCAAGAACAAAUGUGUUUAUGAGGUUUAAAACCACAAUGAAGGAAGGUCUUUUGAUGUGGAGGGGAGACAGUCCCAUGAGACCUAAUAGUGAUUUCAUUUCUCUAGGCCUUCAAGAAGGAGCAUUAAUAUUCAGCUAUAAUUUGGGCAGUGGAAUUGCAUCCAUAACGGUGAACGGCUCUUUCAGCGAUGGCCGGUGGCACAGAGUAAAGGCUGUUCGAGAUGGCCAGUCUGGCAAAGUAACAGUGGAUGAUUAUGGUGCCAGGACUGGCAAAUCGCCUGGGAAGAUGAGGCAGUUGAACAUCAACGGGGUUCUCUAUAUAGGUGGGAUGAAGGAGAUCGCACUGCACACCAACAGGCAGUACCUGCGAGGCCUUGUGGGAUGCAUCUCCCACCUCACACUCUCCAUGGAUUAUCACAGCUCGCUCGUGGAGGAUGCAGCUGAUGGGAAGAAUAUCAACAUGUGUGGGACCAAGUGACAAGAGAGGAACCAUGGCGCGGAGAGCCCGUUGUGCACUUGCGUGUGUGACUGAAACCGCGCUGGCCACCACAGUCCUCUAU